GGAGUGGAGCCUCCCGGAAAAUGCUCUUCUCUUCCGUGUGCGCCGGAUGGGGGUGGGGGUGGGCCAGAAACUGAAGGCCACGGUCGGGAGAGCCGACGGGACCCGGACCUCCGGGCGGAGGCGGGAGAGGAGUCGGACAGGAUGGCCGGGGCCGGCGGCCAGCACCACCCCCCGGGAGCGGCGGGAGGAGCGGCAGGCGCCACGGUCACCCCCGCCACUGUCCCGGCGGGGCCCGGAGACGACUCGUCCGACAGCGAAGCGGAGCAGGAGGGACCCCAGAAGCUGAUCCGCAAAGUGUCCACCUCUGGGCAGAUCCGCACCAAGACCAGUGUUAAAGAGGGACAGCUGUUGAAGCAAACCAGUUCUUUCCAAAGGUGGAAAAAGCGAUACUUCAAACUUCGAGGUCGUACACUUUAUUAUGCAAAGGACUCAAAGUCUCUGAUAUUUGAUGAAGUUGACCUCUCAGAUGCCAGUGUAGCUGAAGCAAGCACAAAAAAUGCUAACAACAGCUUCACGAUAAUCACUCCAUUUAGAAGACUAAUGCUGUGCGCUGAGAAUAGGAAAGAGAUGGAGGAUUGGAUCAGCUCACUGAAGUCUGUACAGACCAGAGAACCUUACGAGGUGGCCCAGUUUAACGUGGAACAUUUCUCAGGGAUGCAUAACUGGUACGCGUGCUCCCACGCCCGACCUACUUUCUGCAACGUGUGCCGAGAAAGCCUCUCUGGAGUCACCUCCCACGGCCUGUCCUGCGAAGUGUGUAAAUUCAAGGCUCACAAACGGUGUGCAGUGAGGGCAACAAACAACUGCAAGUGGACGACCCUGGCCUCCAUCGGGAAGGACAUCAUCGAGAACGAGGAUGGGGUGGCUAUGCCUCACCAGUGGCUCGAGGGUAACUUGCCCGUGAGCGCCAAGUGUGCUGUCUGCGACAAAACGUGUGGCAGUGUUCUCCGUCUUCAAGAUUGGAGAUGCCUUUGGUGUAGAACGAUGGUACACACUGCCUGUAAAGAUUUAUACCAUCCUGUAUGUCCACUUGGCCAAUGUAAAGUAUCUGUCAUACCUCCAAUUGCACUAAAUAGCACUGAUUCUGAUGGUUUCUGUAGAGCAACGUUUUCAUUCUGUGUUAGUCCUUUAUUGGUUUUUGUCAAUUCUAAGAGUGGAGAUAAUCAGGGAGUAAAGUUUCUUCGUCGAUUUAAACAGUUACUAAAUCCAGCUCAGGUGUUUGAUUUGAUGAAUGGCGGUCCUCAUUUGGGUUUAAGAUUAUUCCAGAAGUUUGACAAUUUCCGGAUUCUUGUUUGUGGAGGAGAUGGAAGUGUAGGUUGGGUUUUGUCAGAAAUUGAUAAGCUCAACUUGAACAAACAGUGUCAGCUGGGAGUACUGCCUCUGGGCACGGGAAACGACCUUGCCCGCGUUCUCGGCUGGGGAGGCUCCUACGAUGACGACACCCAACUUCCUCAGAUACUUGAGAAGCUGGAACGAGCCAGUACCAAAAUGUUGGACAGGUGGAGUAUUAUGACCUAUGAACUCAAAUUGCCGCCAAAAGCUUCUCUACUUCCCGAACCUCCAGAGGCGUCUGAAGAAUUUUAUAUGACAAUUUAUGAAGACUCAGUUGCAGCUCAUCUUACAAAAAUCCUCAAUUCUGAUGAACAUGCAGUGGUCAUAUCUUCUACCAAGAUACUUUGUGAGACUGUAAAGGACUUCGUUGCCAAAGUAGAGAAGGCACAUGAAAAAACGCUGGAAAAAGCUGUUGCAGCCGAUGCCGUGGCCAAUAAAUGUUCCAUCCUAAAUGAGAAGCUUGAACAACUGCUCCAGGCUUUGCACACAGAGUCCCAGUCAGGUCCAGUUCUCCCAGGCAUCAGCCCUCUCAUGGUAGAAGAAGAUGCUGUGGAAUCUUCCAGCGAAGAAUCCUUGUGUGAGAGCAAGGAACAUCUCUUGGAUCACACUACAAAACCCUCUUCCCAGAAAGCUGUCAAACCAAGGGAGAUAAUGCUGCGGGCAAACAGUUUAAAGAAAGCAGUGAGGCAAGUCAUUGAGGAGGCCGGAAAAGUGAUGGAUGACCAGCCAGUUCACUCCUCUGAACUAGUUAAUCAGUCGUUCGAUUAUGAUAGCACAGAAACAGAUGAUUCCAAAGAUGAAUUAAAAGAAGAUGAUGUGAAAGAGUCAUUAACUGUUAAAGGUGCACCUCGGUCUCCAGAUGGCCGGUCUGGUCGUUCCCAAACUGAUUCUGGCCCUGGUGCCCCUGUGGCCGCCAGCAAGGAAAACCUCCCUGUGCUCAAUACCAGAAUAAUUUGCCCAGGUUUAAGAGCAGGACUAGCUGCCUCAAUUGCUGGAAGUUCUAUUAUCAACAAAAUGUUGCUAGCAAAUAUUGACCCUUUUGGUGCAACGCCAUUUAUUGACCCAGAUCCAGAUUCAGUAGAUGGCUAUUCAGAAAAAUGUGUCAUGAACAAUUACUUUGGGAUUGGAUUAGAUGCAAAAAUUUCAUUAGAAUUUAAUAAUAAGAGAGAGGAGCACCCUGAAAAAUGCAGGAGCCGAACUAAAAACUUGAUGUGGUAUGGAGUCCUUGGAACUCGGGAAUUAUUACAAAGAUCAUACAAGAAUUUGGAACAGAGGGUUCAACUUGAAUGCGACGGGCAGUAUAUUCCUCUCCCCAGUCUACAAGGAAUAGCGGUGCUGAACAUCCCCAGCUAUGCCGGAGGCACUAACUUUUGGGGUGGAACUAAGGAAGAUGAUAUAUUUGCUGCACCAUCAUUUGAUGACAAGAUCCUAGAAGUCGUUGCAAUAUUUGACAGCGUGCAAAUGGCCGUUUCAAGGGUCAUUAAACUGCAGCACCAUCGAAUCGCGCAGUGCCGUACAGUAAAAAUCACCAUAUUUGGUGACGAGGGGGUCCCAGUGCAGGUGGACGGAGAAGCAUGGGUUCAGCCUCCGGGGAUCAUCAAGAUUGUGCACAAGAACAGAGCUCAGAUGCUCACCAGGGACAGGGCCUUUGAAAGCACCCUGAAGUCUUGGGAAGAUAAGCAGAAGUGUGACUCCUGUAAGCCAGUUCAUCGAGCGAACUUCUUCACCCAGCAGGCGGCGGACCUGGCCACGGAGGAGGUGUCUCAGAUGCAGCUCUGCUCGCAGGCGGCCGAGGAGCUCAUCACCAGGAUCUGUGAUGCGGCCACCAUCCAUUGUCUCUUGGAGCAGGAGCUGGCCCACGCGGUGAACGCCUGCUCCCACGCCCUGAACAAAGCCAACCCACGCUUCCCAGAGAGUCUUACAAGAGACACUGCCACUGAAAUAGCCAUCAAUGUGAAGGCCCUAUAUAAUGAAACAGAAUCUUUACUAGUGGGCAGGGUUCCUUUGCAAUUGGAAUCUCCACAUGAAGAGCGAGUAUCCAACGCCUUACAUUCCGUGGAAGUGGAGCUACAGAAGUUAACAGAAAUUCCGUGGCUUUAUUAUAUCUUACACCCAAAUGAGGAUGAGGAGCCCCCCAUGGAUUGCACCAAGAGAAACAGCAGAAGCACAGUAUUUCGUAUUGUGCCCAAAUUCAAAAAGGAGAAGGUUCAGAAGCAGAAGACAAGUUCACAGCCUGUUCAGAAAUGGGGCACAGAGGAAGUUGCUGCUUGGCUGGAUCUGCUCAAUUUGGGAGAGUACAGAGAAAUCUUCAUCCGUCAUGACAUCAGAGGGGCUGAACUCUUGCAUCUGGAAAGGCGAGAUCUUAAGGACCUGGGGAUACCGAAAGUGGGUCAUGUGAAGCGAAUUCUCCAGGGAAUUAAAGAGCUUGAAAGGCGCACCCUCCAGCCUGAGGUGUAAUCAUACUGGUGCUAUUCCUUGGAAGGAAAGUCAUCGCUACUUAAUACAAAGUCCUUGGGAGCCAAUGGCUGUUCUUGUAGUUUUCUGCCUAGAUGAGUAAGCACCCUAAGACACCUCUAUGGCUUAAUAUUUUGCUAUGGGUGAAAAUUUUGAUUUGAAGUAUUAGAAAAUAUUUUUGUGCCAAAAAAAUACAUUCCACGAAGCCAUUUUCUUAUUGUGCAAACCUGACAUGUUCAAAUAUGCUCAUAUUAGUAAAAAGGUAGGAGGAAUCGGAGACAACUGCAUUGUCCAAAAGGUGGAACUGCAGAAUGUUUACUUUCCUUUAAUCUGGUCAGGUGGGGUUUUCUUAUCGCACAACCGCAUAAAAAUAUGUGGCUGAAACUUACUGGGUUUCACUGUUAGAGGCAUUGGCUUCUUUCCUCAAAUCACUGGCUAGAAGACUAAGAUGUCAGUUAAGUGGUGUUUUGAAUUGGUAUCAUUUCAGAUUUCUAGCUCUCAGUGGUCAGAGAAUAUGGUUAAAAUCCCUCAAACACUAUGAAUGAAUGCAAAUCUUAAUGCACGAUGUUGCUGCCUGAAUUGUUUUUUUGUUUCUUGCAUGUCACAUUUAAUAUGUAACACUUAGCUUUAAUGUCAGUUUUAAUGGAAUUUAAUUUAUUAUUACCUAAGUACCUUUUGGUUGGCUAAAGGCACUUUUCUGUUCUUUGAUGUGGAAUUUUGCAUAUUCUAUAUCUAAGAAUCUGUGAACAUGUGUCUGGGCCCCAAUCAACAAAUGAUAUGUAUCUUAUGCAAGCCAAUUUUAUAUCAGUCUGUCAUAAACAGCAGGUAUGCACAGUAAGAAAAUUCUCUGUAUAUUUUCAUAAAAUUAUAUGUUCUGUUGUCUUAAGAUAACUUAGUAUAGCUCUCCAAACCAAAAUUCUCACACUCUGUUGUUCAUUUCAAUUUAAUAUUUAUUUAAUACUGUGUUUGCAUCUAUAAUAUAGCAGACUGUUGACAACCAGGAAUUUCCCCAGUGUCUCAAACUAGGAUCAGUAUACUGACUGGCCGCCAGAGUCAUUCGCUUACUAAAGAGACAACUGACCGAAACUUCCCAAUGAAAGAGAUUUAAACUUUUUCUUAAGGGCUUUCCAUUAUUAUAUGUCACUUAAUUCUUAUAUCCUGUCAGGCAGAUAUUAUUUCCUUUUUAUAAACCACUGUACUUCAGUAUAGUGCAUGAGAAGUUAACAUUUCUGUGAUCAAAAUCUUUGAAAGCCAAAGGCAUACCUAUCAAAAAGUCAGAAAAAUGUCCUCAAAUAAAUUUACUUUAGACAUCAUAUACUAAAAAAUUCAUUGUAGUAUUUAAAAAUCUUCUAUAUAAGAGAAUUAAACAGGAUACUGACCCAGUGGUGACAGUUGUCAUAAAGUAGCCUUCUAGGAAGGUACUCAAAAGAUAUACAUAUACACAUAAAUGUAUAGACACAUAUAUAUGUACACAUACACGUAUACAUUUAUAUGUACAUUCACACUUGCAUACGUGUAAUCUAAAAUAUACUUUCAUUGAUAUUUUCUAGACUUUUUUGCCAAAUACUUAAAGAGAAAUAUUGAUGGGAAAACAUUUAAAACGAGCUAUUGUCAGACAUAUAAUUUAAUUGUAUCAAAAGGGUUUACAUAUUUGACACUUUAUUCUUAUUUAUGAUUUGAGUAUUUACUAGUAAAAGUCACAGUUUGGAUAUCUUAAAAAUAAAUGAACUCAGGCUCCUGACCAAAUGUGUCUGACUAUAUAUUUUACCUAAGUUGUGAAUAAAUGGGAAAUUUUCCACAUUGUAUCAGGUAGCUUAAAAGAGCCAAGAGCUACUCACUUAGUAAUUUUAACAUUAUCCACACUUACGAAAUCAAAAGUCAUUUCCAGUUCCUUUUAGAGUCAUCCACACUGGAAAGUGUCCUCAGUCACUUCCCUGUGAAAUCAGGCAGUCCAGAUUCUCUGAACUCUGCUUAGAUCAGAAAUCCUUGUCCACACACACACAAAGAAAGGAAAGGUGGAGACAAGGAGGCAAGAAAUCCUAGAAAAGAAUGAAUUAAUAUAAAAAACCUUUAUUGAUUUUUCACUCUCCCCAAAUUCUUCUUUGCCAGUAGAAAAGAUUCUCAGGUUAUCUCUUGUUCAGAGUUUAAGAGUAAGAUGUUAAUGACUGAAUUUUUUAUUUGAUGUUGCUCUUUCACUCUCACCCUGGAGAAGCGAAUGGCAACCCACUCCAGUGUCCUGGCCUGGAGAAUUCCAUGGACCAAGGAGCCUGCUGGGGCUACGGUCCAUGGGGUUGCAAAAAAGUCAGACACGACUGAGUGACUAACACUUUUCACUCUUGAGUAACAUCGCUUACGUAUGCCAAACCUCACUAAACAGAAUCUUUAGCUAGAAUUUUCCUGCAUGUGGCUUUUGGAUGAGGGAAAUUCUUUUUUUUUUUUUUUUUUCAUUUAAUUUUAUUAGUUGGAGGCUAAUUACUUUACAAUAUUGUAGUGGUUUUUGCCAUACAUUGGCAUGAAAUUCUUUAAAAAUGACAAGAUUGAUCUUUAGGGUUAAAUAAGAGCACUUUUCACUCUAUGAACCAUCCAUGCAUGGUUCUGUAGGACCCAGAGGCCUUCACCCUCACCUGCUUGUCAGGACGGUGCCCUCAGAGCCUCGGGAGGCCACAGUCCAGCCUCGCAGAGGAACCAGCUUCUGUGGUAGAUGGGGUUACAGCAAGGCUAGGGGGAGCUUCUCCAUGAGAGCUGAUCAGAGCCCGGGGAGUGCAGAGGGGCUCCGUGCCUGGGUCCACACAUAAGCUGAAGUGAGAUGCUCAAACUGGAGCCUGGCUUGGGGGCUAUAAUUGUGGCCUUUCCUCCCCUCAGGCUCUCCCACACAUGGGUAAUCUCGGAGCACUGGAGGAGACUCACAGCCAACCUCCCAACACUCACUUCCUUUCAUGUUCCCUCACUUUCCUCAUUUUCCUGAGGAACAACUGACUUUUCAAGAAAGACAGGGACAUGGUCAGGCCUGAAUAAAAUUUCCAAGUACUCAUUUUCGCUCAUCCAUCCAUUCUUCUACAUCACUUUCUGAGUUUCAUUCUUAAACUGCCUGGCUUCCCAUCUUUCAGGACUUCCCUGGUAGCUCAGACAGUAAAAGCAUCUGCCUGCAGUGCGGGAGACCUGGGUUCGAUCCCUGGGUCAGGAAGACCCCCUGGAGAAGGAAACGGCAACCCACUCCAGUACUCUUGCCUGGAAAAUCCCAGGACGGAGGAGCCUGGCGGGCUACAGUCCAUGCGGUCGCAAAGAGUCGGACACGACUGAGCGACUUCACUUUCCCAUCUUUCUACAUGCCCAGUGCAGAGAUGGUUACUCACAGUCUCACUGCCAUGUACUACCCUUUCCUCUUCACCUAUCCCACUGCAAAAGGGCUCCUUUUGUCUCACCCCACUUUUGCCCCCCCAGGCUUCCCUGGUGGUUCAGUGGUAAAGAAUCUGCCUGCCAAUGCAGAAAGGCGUGCUAAGUCACUACAGUCACAUCCGACUCUUCAUGACCCCAUGGACUGUAGCCCAUCAGGCUCCUCUGCCCAUGGGAUUCUCCAGGCAAGAACACUGGAGUGGGUUGCCAUGCCCUCCUCCAGGGGAUCUUCCCCACCCAGAGAUCAAACUCACAUCUCUUGCGGCUCCUGCAUUGCAGGUGGAUUCUUUACCACUAAGCCAUCAGGGAUGCGGGUUCAAUCCCUGGGUUGGGAAGAUCCCCUGGAGGAGGAAAUGGCAACCCUCCAGUAUUCUUGCCUGGAGAAUCUCACUAGCAGCAGAACCUGACAGGCUACGCAGUCCAUGGGGUUGCAAAGAGUCAGAUACUACUGAGUAACCAAGCAUGAGCACCUUUGCCCCCUCAUUGUGGGUCAUCUAGCCAAGUGUUAUUAGGAAGAAAACAAUUUAAAUUUUAUAGUUUUCAUUUAAUGGAAGGAGACUUACUCAUCUAAAUGAAUUGAUGGAUUAGAGCAUUUGGGGACCAUGAUGUAAUUGCUCUGGUGGAGAAGAGGUCCGUGAAUGUCCAAGAUCCGAGCUGUCCUGCAUUGUAGCCACUAGCUCCAUGUGGCUAUUUAAAGUUAGUUUAAGUAUAAAUUUACUUUCUCACCUGUCCUAGCCACAUUUCAAGUGCUCAGUAAACCAUAGUAGACGAUUCAGAUGUUGAAUACUUCUAUCAUUGCAAAAAUUUUACUGGGUAAUGUUGCACUACAGUCAUUGCUACUCAAAAUGUGGUCCAUGGACCAGUGGCAUCCUGUCACCUGGGAGCUUAGAGAAGUGCAGAAUCUCAGUCCACUCCGUCCCUACUGAGCCAAAAUCUUCCUUUUACUAAGAUUUGUGAAGUGAUUAGUACUGGCCUAAAUAGUUUUAUCUCUUCUAGAUGAGUGGGAUCUGAGGUCUUCAAAGGUGCUCAGAAUAGCUGACUGUCCAACCCACUCUUUCCUAUCCCUUCUCCAACUAAUCCCAGAAAUGAGCUGAAACUCAUUCAUCACCCAGCUGAGUUUCCCUCUCAAUCCUUAUUCCUAAUUCAGUUUCUAGAUGAGCCCUGCCUACCCAGUAUAUAUUUUGGUAACCAAGGUGGCACACAGAUACUGGCCAACACAGCUGACCUCACUCUAGGCCCUCGCAUCUAAGUCACUGACAGUCUGCAUUUGCUCAUGUGACAUUCUCAUUUGUUCACAACUUAAACCACAGGGAACAUUUCGGAACAAUAUGUACUGAGAUAAGGAAAGACCGGGUCAGUCUCCCGCAACUUGGACUUUUUGCUUUCUCUUAUCAGUAGUUUAUCCUAUUGACAUUGUUCAUGUUUGAGGACACAUAGCAACACACACAUUAAAUGAAUCAUUAGGCAUGCAAAAAAAAAAAAAAAAAAGAGAGACCCAAAAUGAUUGCAAGUAAAAUGAAUAUGUCAUUAAAGCCCUCAAGGCAUGUUUUGCUAGACUAAAAUCUGGCUUUCUUAUUAUGCUACCUUAUGUUGAUUUUCAGGUAGUUAAUAAUUCUUUAAAAGAGUGCCUGAAAAAUAAUAUAUUCUUGACCCUCAAAAUACAAAUUAUGUAAUUCUAUAAUAAGAUCUUUCCCAGUGACAUACAGUUAGUAAGCCUUUUCAAUUUACGUAAUGAUAUAAUUGACCAAAGCAUUACUGCCUAGAGAUUCUUUAGCUACCUUUAAAGAAUAAUGAGAUCACUACUUGAGUCUCCAUAGAAGUUAUUUGUAAUAGGAAUGGAGGAAGGAAAUACUCAUGCAAAGCUAUGACUUAAGAAAUUAGAGCGGAAACUUCCCUAUGACAUGUCUAAAGUAAAUGAUCUGGUUUGCCCAACAGGGUUGACAACAUAGUGGACUUUUAAUGUUGUACAGAUGUGAAUUCUUUAAAGAUACUGCUUUUCUUUAAGCUGUAAAAACAUUACAUCUCUCAACCUUGACAUCUACGGUCCCUCCUGCCGUCCCCUUCCAAAAUGAACUUACCUUGAAUGUUUCAAGUGCAGGUUGGACUGAUGAUCGAAGUGGCAGUUCUUUAAGUCAGCUGAAAAGGAUGGGAAGUGAAGAGUCCUCAGUACUCAGUACUGGUCAGUGGAGUGGCUUCCCAAGUGGUUUCCAGAGCUGGGCUGCCAUGUCUGUCCCCUCACUGCCCCUCGCCGGAUGCCAGGGGGCCCGGGGCUUGUUUCUCUCUGCUACGGCAUCUCCCCAAUGACUCCUGUAUAGCAGUCUCUGUCUUAGAUGGAUAAUAUGUUGACUUUGCAAUGGGAUGCCUUCCUGAAGAAACAAGCAAAACUUUAGAAGGACAGUGAUUGAUUUUUAUAAUAUGUAGAGCACUAAUUUAUAUCUUUCUUAUUGUUUUCUCUAUUAUUUUCUCCAAGUUUUGUUGAGAGAUAUUUCCGUUAGAAUGGAAAAAGCUAUAAAGGUUUGUCGUUAUAGAGAACAGAGAGAGAAAUGACAGCUGGACUGUACCUAUUUGUGUAUUUCUUUCUGUUAUUUUCAGGAGAAUCUUAACACAGUAACCAAGGCUGUGUUAAACUCAGUAACGAUAGGGACUUCACCAAAGGUCCAGUGGGUAAGACUUGUGCUUCCAAUUCAGGGGGCAUGGGUUCAAUCCCUGGCCAGGGAACUGGGAUCCUGCAUGCUGCACAAUGCGGCCAAAAAAACUCAGUAAUGGUGUUUAAUAAAAACCCCAUAUUACUAAUAUAAGUGAACAAGUUAAUUCUUUUAUGUAAUUAAGAUUCUAUUUACAUGUAUUUAUAUCUUCUCUCUUAAUUUUGUAUGCACUUCCAAGUUUUAGUUGGAAAAAUAGAAACCAAGCCACUACUUACAAGUUAUUAAAAAAAAAAACUCCACAUAAAAUAUUUCAUUUUAGCUAUGAGUUACUCAUUGUAUAGAAAUUUAUGAAUAGUCUGGAUAUUUCAUAGAACUGCGCUUCAAGAAUAAAUUAACCUAACCUAAAGGAACAUAUGGUAACUUUUUAAAUGGAAUAAAAUGUUUCAUACUCAGCUGAUAAGGCUAUUGAAGUAGGUCAAUGAGGUUAGGUAUACAAGCUAAAAAGGAAAACAAAUAUAUUUUGUGGUCCUUACUGUUUGAUUGCACUAUUGUUUACCACAGCUUAGCCAUAUCUAUUUCUAUAUUCUAAGUAUUAAGCUGAUAUAUAGCUAUAAGAUUUCUUACAGUUCUGGUAACUGGUAGCUAGUGCUGUGAAAGGUUUUGGUGUUGUAAUAUUCCCAGUUUUGUGACUUAUAUAUUGUAUAUUGAAGAUGACUAAUAAAUUGGAGUAAUAUAUUUAUCUAGAGCUGGGAAAAUAUGAUAUUUUCAAAUCUUCAAGUAAGUUGUAUCAAAUUUUUUCUUUCUCUUAAGUGAGAUAAAAGUCUCACUUUUAUGUUAAAAUGUCUAUUUAUACAACAGGUUUCACCUUUUACUGGUUUUAUUAAUUUUCAUAUUAAAAUUUUUCUUAUCUUUUUAUACCAAAAUAGUGAUCACGCUGGUGAUUCAAACUUCCAAGAUGUAUUUUAGUUUGCAGGGCUUUUGGCAAACAAAAUACUUAAUAACAAAGCAGCUUUGUACAUUUUGUGGCUUUGGGGGCAAGGAUUUUGCCUUUGAAACUCUAUGUGAGGCAGUGCUGAUAUCAGCAAAGUCAAUGAUGGACAGUAUUAUUCAUAAUCAGCAGCAGAAGGUUUUUGCAAGAUGUGUAAAUCAGAGUGCAUUUAUUUAUUAUACCAUGAAAUUUAAUCUUUAUACAAAAUGCAUAUUCUAGCUCUUUUCCUUGUUACUGCUGUUGCUUAGAGUGUAAUAGCUCUGUUCAUAACUUACUUAUGUACUUGAAGGACUCAUUUCUGCCAAACAGAUGCCCAGUUUUUUUCCUUGUAAAAAAUGGUAUUCUUCACCUUCCUAGACAAUGGAAAAGUCAUAGGGACUUUGUUUUAAAAAAAUCAUUUUCAUGUUUAAAAUAAAUACGGAAAAAGGCAUAAAUCAAAAAGUGAAAUCAUCAAGAUUAAGAACUUAAUGUUACAAAGGGAUUCAUCAUGCUGUAUUUGCCCAAUAUACAUUUUAUCUUCAAGUCAGAACAUCUUUUCUGUAGUAAACUUUCAACUUUUGUUGUAAAAGAGAGCUCAGUGAUUAUACUGCCAGUAUAACAUUUGAGGGCUUCCCUUGUGGCUCAGUGGUAAAGAAUCCACCUGCAAUGCAGGAGAUGCAGAAGACACAGGUUCAAUCCCUGGGUCGGGAAGAUCCCCUGGAGGAGGGCAUGGCAACCCACUCCAGUAUUCUUGCCUGGAGAAUCCCAUGGAGAGAGGAGCCUGGCGGGCUACAGUCCAUGUCCAUGGAGUCACAAAGAGUCGGACACAACUAAAGUGACUGAGCAUGCAGGCAUUUGAAUGAACAUUCAGAAUCUUGAACCCUCCAAAUCUCACAUACUUCCAGCUCUUGGUUUCAAAGUGUAUGUUCUUAACAGGUUUGCAUUUGACUCUGGGCUGCUUUAGUCAGAGUACCCAUAAGCGAUUAUGGUUUGUCACUUUGUUUCUGUCAGUUAAGUCAGUGAGAUUCUAAUUGAGUCUUGAAUUAUUUCUGUUUUCGAAAUAUUCUCUAUUCAACUUUUUAAAAACCAAAAAUUUGAAACCUAAUAGCACAACAGCAUACCACACGGAAUAAAAAUCACAUUUUCAAGAAAAAUGUCACAUAUAAAGAAAUCACUUUAAUAAGCCCUAAAUUCAGCUGCCAUAUUGCUUUACAGUAUAAGCGGUAGAUGAAUUGUAAACUGUUUAAGAAAUGUAGAAAAUUAAGAAUUUAACUCAAAAGAGUUUUAUAUUAAUUUUACUAUUGCACAAUCAAUUAUUGAAGGCAGGAAAGAAGAAAAUAUAUGAGAAACAUCCUGUGGAAAUUAAAGGAUAAAGGAGCUUGGUAAUUUGGGAGAGUUUUGGAAAUGAGUGUGAAUGUAGAUCUCUUUCAGCUUAAAUUAUAGAAAUGCAAAGCCGGUGUGAGAUAUAUGGCGGACAUGAAACAAGAAGAAUAUAAAAAUGUCACACUGGUGAAGUUUGGAAUUGUACCUUUACUCUUUUCAAAAUUACCAGUGAGUUUAAGGAGCCCAUUUCUACUGUUGAAGCUUGGAAGUCAGUUAAAAGGUAUUGGUUGGCCAGAAAGCUCAUUUGGGAUUUGCCAUAACAUUUUAUAGCUAUGAUAUAGUUGGAUAACCUGAUGAUUUGUGUGCAUUACAUGAGGCAAAAUAAACCCCAAUAUAUAUACAGCCUUCCUAGACAAUAAUCCCUGGACUUCCCUGGUGGCUCAGAUGGUAAAGCGUCUCCCUACAAUGAGGGAGACCGGGCUUCGAUCCCUGGGUCAGGAAGAUCCCCCUGGAGAAGGAAAUGGCAACCCACUCCAGUACUCUUGCCUGGAGAAUCCCACGGAUGGAGGAGCCUGGCAGGCUGCAGUCCAUGGGGUCGCAAAGAGUCGGACUUGACUGAGCGACUUCACUUUUUUCAAGUAGUGAGUGAUAAAGAGAGGACUGGUCAGUAGGGCUUAGCAACUUCUCAAAGAAGAGCUCUGGUGAAGGUAGAUCAGACCAGACCACACAGAGUAAAGAGAUGCCUAUGAACCUUCUCAGCCUUGAAAUUUGUUAGCAAGGAUGGAUUUUUCUUUGAUUUGAAACAAAAACAAAGUAUUCAAAUUUACAGUAUUCCUAGUAGCUGAAUCCUGUGAUGCUAGAUGUGGGAAUAGAGUCAGGUUCAUUGGAUUCCAAAAACUGACUUUGGCCCUGGCUCACUGAGUCCUUUCUACGAGCUCUAUGUUUUGGUCCUUUGGCUUCCCUUAUUAGAAAUGGUCCACGAUAUUUUCAGUUACAAGUACCAGGUGAUUUUUCUUUUACAAGAGGAAUUAUGUAAGUGUGAAUCGUACUUAAACGUACCUCUUUUCCCACUGUCGUUAGAUAUAAAGGAUUCCCAGACUAUAGCAUGAAUUAAAAGUCCGAGUUAAUAUCCUUCAAUGUUCAUUUUAAAAAGGAGAGUGAAGUUACAUUAGCACUGUCUUGCCCAAAAUAGGUUAUAGGUAUUUUCAUCUAUGUAGUAUAGAUUUAUAUAUUCAUUUAGGAUAGGCUAAAAUCUUAACUUCUAAAGUCUUCAGAAAUUUAGAGUAAUUUUUUUACACUCACCCCAGACAAACAUUUUAUUAAUACAUAUAUAGUGCAUAUUAUAUAAUAUAGCUGAGUUCUGUGAUUCUGUUAUAUAUAUAUAUAUAUAUAUAUAUAUAACUAAGACCUGCACAUCUUUUCAUAGCUUAAAUCCCCAAAGAGGAAAUGUCUCUUUAAAUCAGUGUUGAAAAAAAGGAACACUGGACUCCUCCCUUACCAUAUUUUACUCUGUGAUGUCACUUACCCAGUGAAUUCUGAAUGGUUUCCUUGCUAUUUGAUCUGAAGCAUACAUCACUGUCUUCUCUAGCUAUGGAGUGGUACUCUCUUGCAAAGUACCUUUAAAACUUCCGGUAAAGAAAUUAAGCUAGAGAUUGUCUUACUCAUUACCAUAAUGAAAAUCUGAGUACAAUUAAAGGAAAGAAAUUAGAAUAACCCAGUUAAAAUGAUCAAAUGUAGAUGAGGGUAAAUGAAUAUUGACUUUAUUUUUCCCUGACCCUUGAAUUCAGUCACUCUGACCACUUGACUCAAAAAGUUCUUUGCUAGAUAUGCUAUUUAUAGUAGUAUAAUAUGAUACAUUGGCGCUCCUGCGGCAUCCCUCUCCCCUAAAAAUGUUGGGAUUUUAAGAGGCUGUAAGCUGCAUGACAUCAAGGAAAAGAGUGAAUCAGAACUCAUUCACCUGUGUUUUAAUCUAUCUUAAUGGCUUCUCUGGCAGCUCAGUGGUAAAGAAUCCACCUGCCAUUGCAGGAGAUGCAGGUUCAAUCCCUGGGUCAGGAAGAUCCGUUGGAGAAGGAAAUAGCAACCCACUCCAAUAUUCCUGCCUGGGAAAUCCCAUGAACAAAGGAGCCUUGCAGGCUACAGUCCUUGGGGUCACAAAGAGUUGGGCACGACUUAGCGACUCAACAAUAACAACAAUGGCACAACUUAGCUUUCAUAAUAACAGAUCUCUAAAUGAUGAUUCCCAAAUGAUUUGGUACAGUGAUGGGAAUAAGUUAUUUUUCUGGGAAUUUGCUUCCCACAAUGACCUGAUAUACAGUUGAUCUUAGUAUAACUUAAAUUAAUUAUAAUUUUAAUUAGAACCUUCCCUGUUUACAGAUUUCUGUUGUGCAGCAAUUUUUUUAUAUACGUAAUGAUGAGGAUGAAAGCAUUGCAAACUCAAGCAGUUCUUUUGUUUCCUCGCCUCCUUCUACUUGAAAAGCUUUCAGAAAGCUUUUGAGAGGUGACACAGUUCUCAUAGCAACAUUAUGUGAUCAUGUUCUUCUGCCAAGAAACUCCUAAGCUAAAAUAUGGAACAAAACACAAGCCUAAGCUAAUCUUGGUUUUGAAUUGUGUAAACCGAAGCAUUUUCUAUAUCAAAGGUUUUUUUUUUUUUUUUUAGUAUUUAUACAGUUGCAUAUUUUCUUUUUUGUCCAUCUCAAAAAUUGAAUUGGCAUUUUAUGUUCUAUUUCUAAUUAGUUGCAGAAAAGCAAAGUGAUAAUUCCAUUCAGACCUUUAUCACCACAAACCUUCAUUAUUAUUCUCUCUUGUGCUUUUGCUCUAGUUUUUCAGUAACCAGUUUUCCCUCCUAAUUCUCCCCUACCGCUCAUCCAACUUCCACUAGACUGACUGAGUGGUCUUUUUAAAACACAGAUUUCUUUUGUCAUGACUCAGCUGAAAAAAAUCUUAACUAGACUCUCCCUCUUUACAGCACAGCAACCCACCUCCUUAGCGUGAUGGAUAAGGAUCUCCAUGACCUCGUCACACCAUUUUUAGCAUCCUCACCUACCAUUUCCACUAGAGACCUUUUGUAACCCAGGAAUUUGGAGCUACUCACAGUUCAGUGCUUUGGCAUAAUCACUUGCUGGAGAUUAACUCAUUUAAGAUUCAGUUCAGAUUUUACCUUCUGUGACACUCUGCCUAACUACCCAGAAGGUUAAGUAUUUCAUCCAUGCUCCAUAGUCUCUUGGAAUUUAUUCUGUAAAAUUAUUUCAAUAAUUAUUGAAUAUGUAUGAAUAUAUGAAAGAAAAGUUAAAGUGUUAGUCACUCAUUCGUGUCCGACUCUUUGUAAGCCCAUGGAUUGUAGACCAUGAGGCUCCUCUGUGGAAUUCUCCAGGCAAGAAUACUGGAGUGGGUAGCCAUGUCCUUCUCCAAGGGCUUUUUCCGACCCAGGGAUUGAACUUGGGUCUCCCACAUUGCAGGCAGAUUCUUUACUCUGAGCCAUUCGGGAAGCCCCCAUAUAUGAUAUAUAUAUAUCACAUUUCAGCAAUUCUGUGUAUCUGCUUGUCAACAACUGGAUUUCUCUAUCUUCGUAGUUUCAGUGUCUAGCGAGCCCAUGGUAGGAUUUUAAUAAAUGUUUUUGAAAUGGUGAAGGUAAUACAGAGCCCAGACUUCUCUGUCUUUUUGCACUUAACACAUAAACUUUCCUGAGAGUCCAUAAGAGGUGGGUGUGUGUUCAGAAGCAUGCAGGAACUCUAGGAGAAUCAACAGAAGAGAAACAGCAGGAAAGAACAGUUGAUUUAUGAAGGAUAAUCAUUUGUUAACUACUCAUGAGAAAUAUUUACCAAAUUUGAAUUCUUGUUUCUUAAAGUUGAGGCUUAGAAAAUUUUCAUGUAACUGCAGAAUUCUUAUUUGUAAUUCAUAGAUAUGCCUUAAAGAUGAUCUUUCUCGUUGGCAGAUGUUCUGUAUUCAGUGUAUACAGUCUACAUAGAUAUAUAUACUAAUGACCUACACAAAACAAUGACACUUGAGAAAGAAUUUAAAAAAAACGCGAAGGUAAAAUUUUCUGAAAAAUAGUUUUCAACCAGAGAUAGAGAAUGAUUUGUGCAGUUUCAGGUCAUUUUUCAGGUCAUUUAUAGUUAAUGAUUAUUUCAUUUUUUAUUAUGUAAAUGCAAGAAGGCUUCUUUGCCGCUGUUGGUGACUCAGAUGGUAAAGAAUCUGCCUGCAGUGCGGGAGACCAGGAUUUGAUCCCUGGAUCGGGAAGAUCCCCUGGAGAAGGUAGUGGCUACCCACUCCAGUAUUCUUGCCUGGAGAAUUCCAUGGACAGAGGAGCCUGGCAGGCUACAGUCCAUGGGGUUGCAAAGAGUCAGACAUGACUGAGCAACUCACACACACACACGGAACAUAAAGACUAAAAACUAUUACCUAAGGGACUGUUUUUAUUUUGUGAUUCUAUAAAGCCUUUCUACCAUGUCUCCAAAUUAUGAUAAAGGUUGACACAAAAAAUCCUUUAAAGUCAAUUUUUAAAAUUAAAUACGUCCAAAAUUUGCAUAUAAUUAAAUUAAAUGACUUCUUACUUCACUCAGGAUUUUUUCUACCUGGUCUACAUUUGACCUUUGAUUCAUGCUGGGGAUGCAAAUAAAAUAAGACCGCUCUUAUCUAAUAGAGUUCAAGUUCAUGUUCAUGAUUAUUUUUCUAGUCUGUUUAAGAAAUUGGGAGGACAUGUUUUUAAGGCAAAUAUUACUUCUCAGGGUUUUCCAGAGAAGUCAUCACCUUCCACCUAAAAAACUAACAAGUUCUGUGUCAUAAAGGACUAAUCUUGUUUUUAUGUACACAAUUUUUGUAUUUUCAGGUCAACUGCAAAUAAUUUUUGACCAUCACUCGUCAAGUACAUCUUUCACCAAAUCUAUAAAACCCCAUUUCCACAACCAUAGGUGCUGUACAUUAUUCAAAUGACUAAUGAGUUUAUAGAACACAAGUUCAACUUUAAGUCCAUUUGAGGAAGGCAUAUAUCCUUAUUAAUGACAGUUACUCCAAAAUAUAUGAAAUAUCCAUUGGGAAUUCACAGUAAAAGGAAAAAGUUAUAAAAUAAUGCUUUGCAAUGUACUUCAAAGGCUCCAUUUGUAGUUAUGGGUUGAUGUUUCCACCACUUUUAUUUUUAAUGGGGAAAAAGGAGUUGUAAUACUAACAGCUAGCAUACUUAUCUAAGCAUAUAGUAAAUCCACUAUUAGUAUUUAUGUGCCAUAAUACACUGAUAUAUAGAUGAAAUAAAAAUAUUUGAGUUGCAAAAAAUUAACUUCUCUGAAUAUUUAUUAAUGGUUAGAUAAUUGGGUUCCUUUAUAAGAAGGAAAAAAUAUUGUAAGUAUGAGAAAAACCUUACUUGAAUGUAUACUUACAUUUUGAUAGGCACAUUUUGAAGUCACCAUUUCCCAUCAGUAUAAAGUAUCAACCAUUUCUAUGUUCUCUAGCAAAAAGAAAUUCUUAGUUUGAUAGAACUUAACUCUUUGUUCCAUGUUCUGAAAGGCCCACAAACAAAGGAGGCUCAGAAGACUGGACACUUGACCGUUACACUCAGCAUCUUCAUUCUACCUUUCAAUAACGAGAAUCAGUAAUGAUUUGCCUCUUAUUUAUCAUCACAUUGAAUAUCUAACAGCAUAGUUCCUUUCGUCCCUUGCAUUGCAGAAGAUAGUUGUAUUCUAGCCUUUGCCAUAUUACUUAUAACUAAUAAUUUACUACAUUUUUGUAGUCCGUUUUGAAACUUUUAUCUGAAAGAUGGAGAUCCUAUCUAUUUAUUAUACAGUGGGCUCUGUUUGCUGCAGAAAAGAGUGAAACUUUAAAUUGCUUAGCACACUUGCCAGUGAAAUAUACCUGACAGAGCAGAGGUUAUAACUUUAGCUCUAAUAACUUUUAAUAAUGGUAAGAAAACGUGAGUUUUGUUUGUUUACAUGCUGUUUACAAUGGCAUAAUUUUUUAAAUAUAUACAACAAUUGAGAUAUUUAUUGCAUACUAUUUUAAAGAUGUUUUAUGUGUUUUCACCUUUGGAAUAUAUUAUUACAGUUCCUUAUACUGAUAAUUUGGGUGGCUUUGUUAAUGUAGCUAGUAACUUUUAUGACUACUAAGUGACCGGGUUUCCGUGCCUUUCAUUGUGGGAUGCAUGAUUAUGUAUUUAUUGUAUGGAAGUCACUGAUGCGUGUAUUUUUGUACUUUGCCGAGAGUAAUGGUUGAUCUCGAUGUAUCUAAUGAUGAGAGAUGCCUUUCCCAAAGGGCACUGCCUUGAGAUUGUCCUUCUCAAAUAAAAAGAAUGCAUUUGGAGUGUG
This is a messenger RNA of Dama dama (fallow deer), 18404 nucleotides long. It is a transcript of the gene DGKH, whose product is annotated as diacylglycerol kinase eta. The transcript is spliced from 31 exons. Gene Ontology annotation, biological process: diacylglycerol metabolic process; intracellular signal transduction; lipid phosphorylation. Gene Ontology annotation, molecular function: protein binding; ATP-dependent diacylglycerol kinase activity. NCBI's taxonomy places the organism in Eukaryota, Metazoa, Chordata, Mammalia, Artiodactyla, Cervidae. The coding region runs from base 142 to 3789 and encodes 1215 amino acids. The record is from RefSeq and is a predicted model, not a curated record.